Molecule: messenger RNA, 1447 nt
Organism: Eucalyptus grandis
Lineage: Eukaryota; Viridiplantae; Streptophyta; Magnoliopsida; Myrtales; Myrtaceae
Product: glyoxylate/hydroxypyruvate reductase HPR3-like
Exons: 2
Coding region: 160-1161 (333 amino acids)
Cellular component (GO): cytosol
Molecular function (GO): NAD binding; hydroxypyruvate reductase [NAD(P)H] activity; glyoxylate reductase (NADPH) activity
Source: RefSeq, a predicted model, not a curated record
UUCAGAGAUCACGAAAGGUUCAUCACCAGAUGGUCAUUAGAAACGACAAGAGGCCCCCCGCCGGCUCAGCUUCAGCUGGGCGCAUCGGUUGUAGGCGUCGUUCUCCGUCUCGCGGCCUCGAUUCCCUCUCCCGCCCUGACCCUUCGGCAAAACCGAAGAAUGUCUUCCCAGCCCGAACCCGGUGCUGAACCCGGGUCGGGCCGUCCCGACGUCCUCGUCCACCGCCUCCCGUCCUUCGCUCUUCCCUUCCUCGCCCUGCUCCGCGACCACUUCACCGUCCUCGAUCCGCGCACUGACUCGCCGGACGAGCCCGCCCACGCCUUCCUCGCCCGCCGCGCCGGCCGUACCCGCGCCCUCGUCUGCGUCGGGCCCACCCCUCUCCCCGCCGACACCCUCCGCCUCCUCCCCUCCCUCCGGCUUGUCGUCGCCACCAGCGCCGGCGUCGACAAGAUCGACCUCCGCGAGUGCCGCCGGCGCGGCAUCGCCGUCACCAACUCCGGGGCUGCCUUCGCCGAGGACGUCGCCGACUACGCCGUCGCGCUCCUGCUCGACGUCCUCAGGCGGAUGUCGGCGUCCGACCGGUACCUCAGGGAGGGCUUGUGGUUGAAGAACGGAGACUACCCGCUCGGAUUCAAGCUAGGAGGAAAGCGAGUGGGGAUCGUGGGACUGGGAAACAUCGGUUCCCAAGUCGCCAAAAGGCUACAGCCCUUCAGCUGUGACAUCGCCUACAACUCGAGGAGUAAGAAGCCAUCGUUCCCAUUUCCUUACUACACAAGCGUCCGCGAUCUCGCUGCCAAUUCUGAUGUCCUCAUCUUGUGCUGCGCCCUCACUGAAGAAACCCGCCAUGUGAUCGACAGAGAGGUCAUGACUGUUCUGGGAGAUCGAGGGGUCAUAAUUAACGUGGGGCGAGGCGGUCUCAUCGACGAGAAGGAGCUCGUGCAGUUCCUGGUGCGAGGGGAGCUCGGUGGCGCAGGCCUCGACGUGUUCGAAGACGAACCCAACGUGCCGAAAGAGCUGUUCAGUCUGGACAACGUGGUGUUGUCGCCGCACUCGGCGGUCAUUACUCCUGAAUCAUUUGAGGCGCUGGGGGAGCUCACCAUGUCGAACCUGAAGGCUUUCUUCUCGGGCCAGCCCUUGUCGUGCCUUGUCCAGGGCGAGUAACACGGGAGGCGAGGCGAGGGAGGGCAGUGUGGGGGCGGAGCGGGUCAUUCUUAUGGGUGAGAAUAAAGCAUCAGGAGCCGUAUCAAGGUUUUUGUUAAACGCCAACAUCUCUCGAAUGAUUCUCAUGAAUAAAUUUGCUUCCUGGCCCUUGUACUUUUGGAUCGAUCAUCCUCUAUCCGAUUAGUCUCAGGAUCCCAUCUAAAUUAGCCCCCCACAAUUGUAAAACUAUUUCAAUUUGGUCCCUUCAAACAAAUAGUGAAUAUAUCAUGAAAAUCUUAAACUUGUA